UCGCGCCAUUUCGGGAAGCAGUAAGAAUUGAUUUUACACGGUUUAUAAUAGGAAAGGUGCCGAUGUACUGAAAUAUUGUUUCUGAUUUUUUCGCUGGAGGUAGUUUGUAGCAGCGACCUAACAACUUGUCAAUUCUUUUUUUAGAAGUCUCAUUACCAAAGUACCGGGAGAUAGGAGCUGAAUUUUCAAAAUGAGAUUUGAUCUUCAUUGAUUACAUAUUGGAAUUGAAAAUGGAAGUAUUAUCAGUUUUGUGAACCAACGCAUCUAAGACCGAAAUGCCUUAUUAAUUUUAAAAGUCAGAAAUCCUUAAUUUUUGUGAUUGAUGUCAGACAAUAACACUGCUUUUCCUAAGUAGGAUAUAAAAAAUUGGUAAAAUGUAGGACAUCAGUUAUUGCACGUGCAACUAAGCUUUUCUCAAAUGGGAUGUUCGGUCUCCUUACCAGUUCGCAAAAACCGGAGGGAUUUGGUGCCGUUGAAGAUCCUCAAUAACAAUGAACAUAACUGUAGGGCCUCCGAGAGGUCCAUGAGGUGUCGAGAGAAAACAACACCCAGAAGCUGGGUAAACAUUGUCAACUCAACUCAAGGCGGUGGUGCCAGUAGAUCAAGAUCUGCAAAAUCAAAAGCAGAAUCACCAAAAUUAUUUGUCGAUACAGAAUUUCUUGCCAACGAUUCUUCGAUCUUCAAAAACAAACAAGUAACCAAACAAGUUGUUUGGAAGCGACCAUCAGAAAUACGACCAAACCCAGUUCUAAUUUCUGAUGGUACGAGUCGUCAUGACAUGAAACAAGGCGAGCUCAACAACUGUUGGUUUCUCUCCACGCUAUCCGCCAUUGCUGAGAAACCGGAACUAAUAAGCAAGAUCAUCCCGAGUGACAACACAUUCGGAACACCUUUUUAUGAUGGAAAAUUUCAUUGCCGCUUCUGGCAAUUUGGCAAAUGGGUGGAUGUAUAUAUUGACGAUCUUCUUCCUACUGUUAAUGACGAAAUUCUGUUUGCUCACUCAUCCGACCCCGAUGAAUUCUGGGUCUCUUUGGUAGAAAAAGCUUACGCAAAACUAAACAAGUCAUACGAGGCACUGGAAUACGGUUUCGAGGCUGAUGCUUUCACAGACCUGACAGGAGGUCUUGCAGAGUGGUACAAUCCUGCAGAACUUAAAGAACAUGAUUUUUACCUCAUAAGAGCUGCUUAUCAAUGCGGAGCUGUGAUUGGUUGUUUGAGUGUUGAUAAAGAGGAUCGUGAUGAAAGAGAAAAGCGAGGUAUGGUAUCAAACCAUUCAUACGUGAUUACUGCUGUGGAAGAAAUCCCGUACAAAUCAGGGACAGCAAAAUUGAUACGAGUCCGAAACCCUUGGGGUGAUACUGAAUGGAAUGGCGCUUGGGGAGAUGGGAGUGAAGAAUGGGGUCAUGUGACAAACGACGUUAAAGAUCAGCUGGAACUACUUUCACGCGACGAUGGCGAAUUCUGGAUGAACUACAACGACUUUCGGCGGGAGUAUUGCAAUAUGAUUGUGUGUAAUUUGUCGCCGGAUUUUGAUCAUGAUGGAAUAAGUGACAGAGCAGAAUAUCAGUUAAGCUUCAAAGGUUCCUGGAAAACUGGUUUGAAUGCUGGCGGAUGGUUGGAAUGUGACUCUUUUUACCAGAAUCCUCAGUAUCUCAUUACUCUUCACACUGACGUUAUGGUCCAGAGACGUUUUAAUGGACGUCUUCCAUUGAUUAUUUCCCUUCUACAAGUAUACAGAAGACAUGAAAAAUUAGACAGUAUUGGAUUAUAUGCAAUCGGUUUCGAAAUUUUUCAGUUAUAUUCAAAACCUUCCGGGGCCCUUGGAAAAUCGUUCUUCGACAAUAAUGACCCACUCAUGCCAGAAAACGAGGAAACAUAUGCAGAAUACAGAGAGACAUCCGGGCGCUUUUUCCUUGAUCCGGGACAUUAUAUUCUUGUGCCAACAACGCAGAUGCCAAAAUUUGAAAGAGAGUACUUAAUGAGACUCUUCUCUGUCUGCAAAAUGGAAUGCAUUCCUAUUGCAAAUUGCUUACCAUGGACACACUGAUGUUUUUCAUCAUCCAGUUUGCGUGUCUUCGGAGUUUCUUCUUAUGCGUCACAGAGUUCACAUUCCAUUGAUUGAUGAUUAUGCAACAUUUUCCAUGUGUGUCAAAAUGUUUUACCAAUGUGCAAUCCUAAUCUGCUGUCAUUUAUUUUUAAUUUCAUGCAUACUUACAUCUCUGUGUCUCUGUUUAAGUCUAAAAUUUAUAAGAAUCAAAGUUCACUCAUUUCAUUCAUUAUCUUUUCACAUUACCCAUAUCACUAUAAACAAUGUA
Messenger RNA from Saccostrea echinata, 2315 nucleotides. Its product is annotated as calpain-9-like. Gene Ontology annotation, biological process: proteolysis. Gene Ontology annotation, molecular function: calcium-dependent cysteine-type endopeptidase activity. Bases 419 to 2047 code for a protein of 542 amino acids. Gene Ontology annotation, cellular component: cytoplasm. The record is from RefSeq and is a predicted model, not a curated record. NCBI's taxonomy places the organism in Eukaryota, Metazoa, Mollusca, Bivalvia, Ostreida, Ostreidae. The transcript has 11 exons.